Schizophyllum commune H4-8 is the source of this 1360-nucleotide messenger RNA. RefSeq lists its product as uncharacterized. NCBI's taxonomy places the organism in Eukaryota, Fungi, Basidiomycota, Agaricomycetes, Agaricales, Schizophyllaceae. Bases 202 to 1131 code for a protein of 309 amino acids. The transcript has 2 exons. Gene Ontology annotation, cellular component: nucleus. Gene Ontology annotation, molecular function: DNA-binding transcription factor activity; protein dimerization activity. The record is from RefSeq and is a predicted model, not a curated record.
CUUCCACACUUCCAGUCACGUUUUGCGCUGACCGCGUCGUCGCCGUCGCCACAUCGAAUAAACACAAGAAGUACUCGACCUCGAGGACCCACCCGCGACCACUACAACAACCUUCGUACGAUCCCCCUUUCGCCAACGACACCAACGACGCCAAUUUCGCCAUCCCUGGGUCCAUAAACCUCGCCACCAACGAAGACCACGAUGUCUAACCAGACCGAUCCUGCCACCCAACCUCCCCAGCAUGCCCCGGCGCCUCCUCCAGGCGCGGCUCCAGUUGGGUUCCCCACCGAUCCCGCGUUCGCGUUGAGCGCUAUCCCCCAAGAUCAGCUCCUCGCCAUCCUCAGAAAUGUGCCGAAUCUCCUACAGGGGAAGGUUCCUGACUCGGGAGGCAAGGAAGACGCAGCCCAGAUACUUUCCAACCUUGCCCAAUUCAACCAGCAGGCACAGAUGCAGCCGGUUGCCUACCCAGGCGUCGGUGAUGCUGGCCCUUCCACCCACCCGCGCGGCCCACCCAAUCUUACCCAGCUUGCGACGGCCAACCUUGCCGCUACGCUUGCUGCUCGUCCUCCCAACCCCAACCUUCCCACUGCCACCGUUCCCGGUCCGACCACUGUUGACGCCUCCCCCACCGAGGAGUCCUCGCAAGCCCCGAACAGCACGGGCUCCGCCUCCGGGCGCCGCGCGGGGCGUAACCCUGCCAUGGGUACCGACGAGUGGACGCGGCAGCGCAAGGACAACCACAAGGAGGUUGAGCGCCGCCGCCGCGGGAACAUCAACGAGGGCAUCAACGAGCUCGGACGUAUUGUGCCCAGCGGCUCCGGCGAGAAAGCCAAGGGCGCCAUCCUCUCCCGUGCGGUGCAGUAUAUUCACCACCUGAAGGAGAACGAGAGCCGAAACAUCGAGAAGUGGACGCUUGAGAAGCUGCUCAUGGACCAGGCGAUGGGCGACCUGCAGUCGCAACUCGAGGAAGUGCGCCGCCUUUGGGACGAGGAGCGGCACGCCCGCCAGCGCGUUGAGGCCGAGUUCGACGCGUACAAGGCCGCGCAUCCCGCCGGUGGUGCGCAGGCGGGCACCAAGCGCUCCAGCGAGGGUGCUGAGGAGGAGUCGGCGAAGCGCCAGCGCACCGAGUAAUCGUGGUCAUUGUCCCACAUGACAUGUUUCGUCGAUUCCCUCUGCGUCCAUGUCCUUUCUUGCGCUCUUUCUUCUUGCCCUGCUGUCGUGUUAUCUGUUCGAAGGUUACCGGUUGUCGCUACGGUUGCUCGGACGCGUGUACAUAUAUCUCCAUGGUGUGAUUUAGUGUAACAGUGUAUGUCUUCCUUGUUCAGUUAUGGUUCAGAAUCGAAGUCUAUGUAUCCGUCCA